AUGUCGAUGCCUCCCGCGUCGAGCGUCUUCGACUCAGGGCUCGACGGAUUCUCGUCGCCCUACCUCGAUGAAAUCGUUCGCAACAGUAUUAGCCAUGCCAUGGACACAUUGGAUAUAAGCGCACCCUCUCCGGGUCCGCCAAGCGCCAGUGACUUACUCAACGACAUGGGAGAUUAUUGCUCUCGCACGGCCAUGAUGUGGGCCUUGGUUACCGAAAACCUUUUGAAAGGGCCUCAUCUGGAGCAGGCCGCGAGAAGGGCUCACGAGCGAUCCUGCACUGAUAGUGGCAUGUCAGACCUGUCCGAGGUUGCGCGAAUAGACGUGGACAUUGCUCGCCUCCGCAAAAUCAGGGAUCUGAGUAUUGAGUUUUCACAUCAAGUCCAGGCUACGUGGCGGCCGCAAACUCCUACCAUGAGCUCGCCGCCAAGGUCGCAGGCUGCUUCCAUCUCGCCAUUUCUUGACACCAAGAUGUCUUUAGCUGGCAAAUCAUUGUCGAUCUCUAGCGAAGGAGAGUCUCGUGCCUUCAAGGCCCGCAAACUGCUCCCCGACAGUCAUGCACAGAGUCAGACAGACUUGGGCCAAAGGUCUGACGAGUCGGACGAAUCUGACGACGAGCUCUUCCUUGACAUCGACAUGGAUGCGCUGCGACAACGAGGCAAGGGGACUUACUCAUGUCCAAAGGGAACCCGGUGUAAGAAGGGCGGAGUCGACAAGGAAGGAAACUUGAUCAUUUUCGAUCGGAAUUCCUCGUUUGCGCAGCACUGCAACAAGCAUCGGAAGCCAUGGCGGUGUGACAUUGCCGGAUGUCCAAAUCCGCCCAAGAAGCGCCGGUUUGCUCGUCGAGACGGCCUAGAAAGGCACAAAGCCACGGUCAAGCACUACGUCGUGACGUAG
This is a messenger RNA of Purpureocillium takamizusanense, 894 nucleotides long. RefSeq lists its product as uncharacterized. The transcript has 3 exons. The record is from RefSeq and is a predicted model, not a curated record. Bases 1 to 894 code for a protein of 297 amino acids. Lineage: Eukaryota; Fungi; Ascomycota; Sordariomycetes; Hypocreales; Ophiocordycipitaceae.